Exophiala bonariae is the source of this 3222-nucleotide messenger RNA. RefSeq lists its product as uncharacterized. The coding region runs from base 1 to 3222 and encodes 1073 amino acids. Gene Ontology annotation, molecular function: GTPase activity; translation initiation factor activity; GTP binding. Lineage: Eukaryota; Fungi; Ascomycota; Eurotiomycetes; Chaetothyriales; Herpotrichiellaceae. Gene Ontology annotation, cellular component: cytoplasm; mitochondrion. Gene Ontology annotation, biological process: translational initiation. The transcript is spliced from 3 exons. The record is from RefSeq and is a predicted model, not a curated record.
AUGCCUCCCAAGAAGAAAGGUGGUAAGAAGCAGGCCGACGACUGGGAAAACGAUCUGGGCGAGACCGUCGACCCAAUUGCCCAGGCCACCGAAGAUGCAAAGCAGGCAGAAAAUGACAAAGAUGCCGAAGAUGGAGAGAUGAACGGCUCUUCUGGAGGUCUUCUGGCGGCCCUGCGGAAGAACAAAGACAAGCGCGCAAAGCGAGGCAAACCUGUCCAGAACGACUUCGUUGAUGGUGAGGAUGCUGACGGUGCAUCAACCCCCGUUCCCGCAGACCUUGACGCCAAGGCACCCACGGAAGCAACGUUCGACGACGACGAGGAUGUUUUCGCUGGCGGAAACAAAAAGGACAAGGGUGGGAAAAAGCAACCAGACAAGUCAGCGGCUGCCAAAGAUGAUGAUGACGAUGCCGGGGGUGGUCUGAAGUCGAAGAAGGAGAAAGAAAAGGAGAAGAAAGAGCGUGAGAAGCAGAGGAAGAAGGAACAGGCGGCCAAGAAGAAACCUACUGUUCCAACACCUGCACCAGCGGCGAAAGUUGAGCCUGCCAAGCCUAUUGUGGAAGAAAAAGUCACAGCUCCUGCCGCCACAGAAAAGGGCGACAAAGAUGGCAAGAAGAGGAAAGUCCCUGCACACCUUGCUGCAAUUCAGAAACAGCAAGAGGCUUUAGCCCGACAACGAGAGCAAGACGAGAAACUCGCCGCGGAAGAAAAAGCUGCGGAAGACGAGAGACUUCGGAAAGAAGCAGAGGAGGAGAGUAAGAAGGCUGAGGCUCGACAGCGAAAGAAGGAAAAGGAGAAGGAAAAGAAAGAACAGCUCCGAAAGGAGGGCAAGCUACUUUCAGCGGCCGACUUGAAAAAGAAGCAACAAGCAGAAGUUCGUAAGAAGCAAUUACUCGAAUCUGGUGUCAAGGUUGCUGGCCUCGAAGAAGAUGGCGAAGAGGAGAAGAAAAAGCCGGCCAGCAAAGAUGUCAGAAAGCGCAAAGGGCCGAAGAAAGGAGAAGUCGACCUCGAAGCUGCCGCAGAGAAAGCAAGACUUGAAGCAGAAGCUGCUGCAGAGGAACGUCAACGACUCGCUAAGGAAGCCGCAGCGGCAGCAGCUGCCGCCGAGGCGGAGAAAGCGGAGGACUCUUCUGGAGUCGACGACUGGGAAAAGGCUGCCGAAGAAGACGUCAAGGACAGCUGGGAUGCGGAUUCGGACGAAGAAGCAAAGAAAGUGGCAGCGGCGAAGACCAAUGGCUCUGCACCAGGCAUAGAUCUCGCCAUCAGAGGUUCAAAAGACAAGGCAGCAGAUUCAGACAGCGAUUCAGACGAAUCCUCUUCCGAGGAUGAAGAAGGAACUGUUACUCAACGAGCACUUGCAAAGAAGAAGGCAGAAGCCGCUGCCCGGAGACAAAAAGCCCACGAAGAAGCACUUGCCGCUCGGUCGAAAGACAAUCUACGAUCACCCAUUUGUUGUAUUCUCGGUCACGUCGAUACUGGCAAGACCAAGCUUCUCGACAAGAUCAGACAGACCAAUGUUCAAGAAGGUGAGGCAGGUGGCAUCACUCAACAGAUUGGUGCUACAUAUUUCCCUCUGGAUGCCCUGCAACAGAAGACUGCCGUGGUGAACCAGGAUGGCAAGUUCGAAUUCAAGGUUCCCGGUCUUCUUGUUAUUGAUACACCUGGUCACGAGUCUUUCUCGAAUCUCCGAUCUCGUGGUUCGUCGCUCUGCAAUAUUGCCAUUCUCGUGGUGGAUAUUAUGCACGGCCUGGAGCCCCAGACGUUGGAGUCGAUGAAACUCUUGCGAGACCGCAAGACACCGUUUAUCGUCGCCCUCAACAAGAUCGAUCGUUUAUACGGGUGGAAGAAGAUUGACAACAAUGGUUUCCAAGAGAGUUUGGCGAUGCAGAACAAAGGUGUGCAGAACGAAUUCCGUGAUCGACUGGAAAAGACCAAGCUGGCUUUCGCUGAGCAAUCGUUCAACGCCGAACUCUACUAUGAGAACAGAGAUAUGAGGAGAUUCGUCUCGAUGGUACCAACGUCAGCACACACUGGUGAAGGUAUCCCAGAUAUGUUGAAGCUUUUGGUGUCCUUGACCCAAGAACGCAUGACAUCCAGUCUUAUGUACUUGUCAGAAGUUGAGUGUACCGUGCUCGAGGUCAAAGUCAUUGAGGGCUUGGGUACCACGAUUGAUGUCAUCAUUUCCAACGGUGUGCUCCGGGAAGGUGAUCGUAUUGUUCUCUGUGGCCUCAACGGUCCAAUUGCGACGAAUAUUCGAGCACUCCUUACGCCAGCACCACUCAAGGAACUACGUCUCAAGUCACAGUACGUGCAUAACAAAGAAGCCAAAGCUGCUCUUGGUGUUAAGAUUGCUGCCAACGAUCUUGAAGGUGCUAUUGCCGGCUCUCGACUGCUGGUGGUUGGACCCGAGGACGAUGAAGAAGACCUUGAAGAUGAAGUCAUGGGUGACCUGCAACAAUUGCUGAGCAAGGUUUCCAAAGAUAACCGAGGUGUCAGCGUGCAAGCUUCAACUCUCGGUUCUCUGGAAGCACUUCUGGAAUUCUUGAAGCAGUCUAAGAUUCCCGUGGCCAACAUUUCCAUUGGGCCCGUUUUCAAGAGAGAUGUGAUGAUGGCGGGUACCAUGUUGGAAAAGGCCAAGGAAUAUGCAGUCAUGCUCUGUUUUGAUGUCAAGGUGGACAAAGAGGCACAACAGUAUGCAGACGACAACGGCAUCAAGAUUUUCACGGCAGACAUCAUCUAUCACCUGUUUGACGAUUUCACCAAACACCGAGCGGCAAUCCAAGAACAGAAGAAGGAAGAGAGCAAGCUGUCUGCCGUGUUCCCAUGCGUACUGUCGCCAUUGCAAGUGUUCAACAAGAAGGAUCCGAUUGUGAUUGGAGUGGACGUGAUCGAAGGCAAUCUUCGUCCGCUUACUCCGAUUGCGGUGGUCAAGGCGAAUGCUGUUACGGGAGUCAAGGAAAUCAUCAGCUUGGGUAGAGUGACAUCGAUCGAACGUGAGCACAAGGCGAUUCCGAUUUGCAAGAAAGGCCAGCCUUCAGUGGCGGUCAAGAUCGAGGGACCCAAUCAGCCAAUGUAUGGUCGACAGCUCGAAGACAAGGAUACACUCUACUCACUGAUUUCACGACAAUCGAUUGACACACUCAAAGAUUUCUACCGAGAGGAGAUGUCGAAGGAGGAGUGGGCAUUGGUGAAGAAGCUGAAACCACUUUUCGAUAUUCCUUAG